Molecule: messenger RNA, 5113 nt
Organism: Caenorhabditis auriculariae
Lineage: Eukaryota; Metazoa; Nematoda; Chromadorea; Rhabditida; Rhabditidae
Source: the annotation of a GenBank genome assembly
AUGGAUAAAGACGUGAGUAACGCUUUGGAGCAAUUUUUGAGUGAUGGUGAUUCACCAGGAGAACAUGUCGUGGAAGAUAGUACCACCGUACAGGUUAAAAAGUCGAAACUUUUUUCAUAUUAACAACUGGUUAAGGUCAAAAAUCCGGCGGCGCGCAAAACGGGAGAGCAAAUGGAAGUUUUCUACACACGCAAGACGACGGUGGUUUCGCCGCCCAACUCCGAUGACGAGGACAUUUGUAGGGUAAUUGACUUUUUUUUGUCUUAUUAUGCAUCCAUUUCAGUUUCUCAAUCGGAUACGGAGUUGUUGAAUGCAAACCGUUCGCGAUCGACUUCUUUCCGACAUGCUGCCGCGGGAAGCGAUGAUGAGCUUCACCCUCGGCAUACAACUCUGCGGUAAUUUUUAAGUUCCGGAGGCUACGGAAGCUUAUAAAAAAAUCGAUGAAAUAAAAAUUUUUCUAGAAUCAAUUUCUGAAUAUUUGAUUUUUUUAGAGGGUGAACCAAAGUUUUUUUAUUAGACAAUCGGAUUAUAUAUAUGUGAAGUAUAUAUAUUUUUUUUUAAAGAUAUCGCCGAAAGAAGGGAGGGCAGUGGCGCCAAAUCAAACACGCCGAAUCAGGAGAAAAGCGUCAUGACGAUGAAGAUGAGCUGGAGGUUUUUUCUUCUUUUUUUUUUACACCGUUAAACGCUAUCUUACAGGUUGAUGUCAAAGAAGAACUCUCUGAAACGACUGGUAUCGUAACUAAAGUAGGGAAGUUUUUUUAUUAAUAAUUUAAAAAUAUUAAAAAAACAUUUCAACUUUUUUUUGUUCUGAUAUCAUGUGAAGACAUUUUACAGACGUACGAAGCCCGGUGGAAAGUUUUAAAGUAUGAGAAUUUACCUGAAUGGUUGCAGGACAAUGAAUUCUUGAGGUUUUCUCAUGAUGAUGUAAUUCAUCAAAUAUAAUUUCUGUUAUCAGACAUGGCCAUCGACCUCCGCUCCCAUCAUUCGCCGAGUGUUUCAAAAGUAUUUGGUCGCUUCAUACAGAAACCGGCAACAUUUGGACCCACCUUCUAGGUCGGUUUUUUUUUUUCGUACAGGGAGAAAAAUGUGUGCGUGUGUAUGUGGCGUGAUGUGCUUAUCUAUGUAAUUUGGACGGGUCAAGUGUCUCUUUUUGAUAAAUGUGUCUGAAGUGCUUCUCGUAUAGGAGGAAAGUUGCAUUCUUUGCAGUUAUUCAACUCUCAAGAUUUUUAAUAUUAUAAAAAUGGAAAGAAUUGAUGAACUUUUCUAUGAAGAGAGAAGACUGCAGAGAUCUUACAAGAGAUUUCAUUUUACUUAGCGGUUGAAAUUUUUCUGAAAAUAGACCUGAAAUACUCAUUUAUGUACCAUAUAGAGGUUCUCAAACUUUCAAUCUGCACUCUAGUUUUUAGUUUUUUAGAGCAAUUCGAAUCCUUAAAAUUUGUUAAAUAAGGCUGUUUUGGGGCUAUGAGCCACAUUUCUCAAAAACUAGGAAGUAAUGCAGGUUGAGACCGCAAAGUAAGAUAACCUUCCUUCUAAGAAGCUUCCCAAAAGCUCUAUUUUGAAAGAAAUAUAUUUUUAUGUGAAUUCCCACCCAUUUGAUCUUUUAGGAAGUGAAUGUGUUUGACCAAAGAAACAAAUAAAAACGAAAAGAGGCGCAAUUAUUGUUGUUGUUGUCCGUGGGAACGCGCCUAGCCGAUCAGUCACCACGGCCGCGUGACGGCGACACGUGCCGCCGUCUCAAUUGUUUUCCAACAAGCUGGGGGUUGCCCGUCGACGCCUUUCGAUUUGAAAAAAAACACCCAACAGGAAGUUCCUCUAAUGCGAGAAUUGAACAGCCCUGUCAACUUUUGAAAACCAAAUCUAACAUUUUUUUAAAGGGGCGAAGGUGAUGAACUCGUUAAAAUCAAUUUACUUUUUGCAAUGGCGAUUUUGUACUCAAUAAAAAAAUGGUCAAAAAGCUUUUUUUAACAUUCGUAGAAAAAAAUAAGCAGCACAUCAAUCAAAAUUUUUUUAAUUUCGCUCAUAAAUAUUUUUGCUUGACGGUUCGAGCUGUUUGAAGAGGUUUUUAGCCUUAUAAUAACGAUCGCAAGUUAAAUGACAAAUCGUUUGAAGAAUUGAGCAAGUUUUUUUCAAGAGGAAAAAUUCGUUUAUAAAAGUUAUGUGCGUUUUUUUGGUGAUUUGAGGAUAAUUUAAAUUACUUUUAUUCCUACCAACUCCAAGGAUUGGACAAUAAAAAAAUUUUUUUGUUUGUGAUUUGAAAAAAAUUUUUCUCUAAAUGAAAAAAACGCUUAAUUUUUCAGGCUGCAUUGCGUUCUUUUUUUCUGGCCUGUUGGUUUUUGUCGCGGCCUGACAAUCACAUUCAAUUUCAAGAGAAGGUAACUUGAUUUUAGAACGAAAAGUUCAUAUGACUUUUUUUACAUUUUUUUUCUGCUGAAAUCAGAGAAAUAUUUUUUUCCCUCAAUCAAUUUGAAGAGAUGCCAGAGAAGAUUGGAAUACCUCUUGAAGUGUCCUCUUACGCGGGGCCGGUGGUAUGAAAAAAACACCGGCGAAAAUCCAAACGGCGACUUUUCCGAUUUUUUCAUAUCGCUAGGGAACUUUCCGACGGCAACCUUCCCGACGAAACUUUUUCCGACUUUUUUUCUCGAUAAACUCUUCGUUUUACAUCUGCCUAUAUAAAGUAGGUAGUUUGUUCAUAAUUAAAACACAAAUAAAUAGGGAAAAAAUGUUCAUAGAUGUUUUAUAAACCGAAAAGCAUAAGGGAAAAAAGUCGGAAAAAGUUUCGUCGGAAAGUUCCCUAGCGAAAUGAAAAAAUCGGAAAAGUCGCCGUUUGAAUUUUCGCUGGUGUUUUUUUCAUACCACCGCGGAGCCUAUUUAUAGUCUACUUUUUAUUUUAACUAUUCUCGAUAAAAAUGUGAAACCAAGUACAAAAAUAGCUUGGAAUUAUUUUUCAGAUCGUAUUCUCGUUCUUUUUCGCCGGCGCAGUCCUAUGCUUGGGACUUUCGUUCGCUUUCCAUACUUUGUCAUGUCAUUCGGUGAAUGUUGUCAAAAUUUUCUGCAAGUAAGUUCAAAAUUUUCUUCUCCAUUUCAAUUAUCGUAAUAUCACAGACUGGAUUAUAUGGGUAUUUCUCUGCUUAUCAUUGGCUCUUUCAUUCCUUGGAUUUAUUAUGGAUUCUACUGCCGACGGGAGCCCAAAAUCACAUAUAUUGCAAUGGUCUCCGUUUUGGGUGUUGGUAUGUCGCUUUUUGCAGUUUAUAUCGAACGGAGCUGUUUCCUUCCAGGUGCAAUUGUUGUCUCACUGUGGGACAAGUUCAGUGAGCCGCGUUAUCGGCCCUUCCGCGCUGGAGUUUUCGUUGGAAUGGGCGCUAGUGGUAAAUUUUGCGGUUCUAUUUUUAAAAAUUUCGAAAAAAAGUAUUAAAAUGAAUGAGAAUUUUGGGGCUCAAGGUAAACAUUUAUCGUUAAAGUUUUUACCAAAAAAAUUUAUCCUUAGUAUAUUUAAAAAAAGUUUUUUUCUCUUCGAAAAGUCUUUGGUUCGACUUAAAAAAAUAAUUCUUUUUUUACGAAGUUAUGCCGUUUUCGAAGAAAUUACCGCGAAAUUCAGAGUUUUCUCUGGAUCUCAAAAAUUUAGUUAUUUCUUUUCACUUUCUGACCGCUAUUUUGAGUUGAGUUUGAGCAGAUUUGAACACCCCUUUAUAGUUUUGAACAUUCUAUCUUAAUUCAAAGUCCUUUUAGAAGCGUCAAAUGUUUUGUUUAGACAAGAGCCCUACUGAUUCGCUCUUUUUAAUAAUAAUGCAGUUUGAAAAAAAUUAUUCAGAAAUAAUUUCGCAAAAAAAGAAAUCUGAGAAUGAUCAUUUUUUUGCGUUUCUCAAUCAAAUUUCACAAUGACCUAUUGCGUUUUUGAAAGAGGGAACCGUUCAUUUGAGCAAUAUUAGAGGACAAAAUUUCAGGAAUCGUGCCAACUAUCCACUACAUUAUCACCGACGGGGUGCGGUCACUCUUCGAAGAUAACUCGUUUCAUUGGCUUCUUCUCAUGGCUUUCCUCUACCUGCUUGGGGCCAUGCUUUAUGCCACGAGAACACCUGAGCGUUUCUUCCCUGGAAAAUGCGACAUUUGGGUGAGUCUUCUCGAAAAAAGAAAAUCCAGCUCUUGUAUUUUUUUUUAUCUAGGAGUUUUUAGAAAAAAAAAUCAGUCAAAAAAGGCGAGUGUUGGAAAUUUUAACUUCUUUUUUUGUUUAAUUUUUUUGUUAUUUUAUUUUUUUAAAAUAAAACUUUUUUUGGCUUUUUUUAACAUCAACUUUUCUCAAAUAAGGCUUUUUUUCUCGCAUGCUUUAGGGUCCGCGAAAAAAACAGGAGAGUGCGAUUUUUUAGUUUAUAAUCGAACGUCAGUAAAAAGCUAUAGCCUUUAAAAAAAAAUGGAAAACAUUGAAAUUCAAUGAAAAAGCACGCGCUUACAGUCAAGGAAGAAGUUCCAUUUAUUGUUUUUAGUUAUCAAUAAAUGAGAUUUUGAAACUUUCCUCAAAAAAUUCCCAAUUCCAAUUUCGCGUCCUUGUUCGCGGAGUUCUAUAUUUGGAAGUUUCACCAUAAAAAUUCGAUUUUAUUGGGCUAAGUUCCAUUUUUUAUUUUUCCGAGUGGUAUGGAAAAAAGACCAGCCAAAAUUUGAACGGCGACUUUUCCGAUUUUUUCAUAUCGCUAGGGAACUUUCCGACGGUCACCUUUUCCGACUUUUUUCUCAAUGAACUCUUCGUUUUGAAUCUUCCUAUAUAAAGUAGUCAAUUGAUUCAUGAUUAUAACACAAAGAAAUAGGAAAAUGAAAAGUAAAUAGAUAUUUUAUAAACCGAAAAAUAUAAGGGGAAAAAAUUGGAAAGUUUCCUCGCAAUUUGAAAAAAAUCGGAAAAGUCGCCGUUCGAAAGUUCGCUCGCUUUUUUUUGCAUACCCUCUUAUUAUACUCACAGUCAGAACGAAAGUUUAAACUCUUUGACAAACCUAAUGAUUCGCUGUUUCAGUUCCAAUCUCAUCAGCUUUUCCACACGUGCGUGGUUAUUGCUGCAUUCGUUCACUACUACGGAAUUUCCGAAAUGGCGAUGACUCGUCUGAAUGAACAAUGUCCAGUCGGCGUUUAA